Molecule: messenger RNA, 1115 nt
Organism: Chinchilla lanigera (long-tailed chinchilla)
Lineage: Eukaryota; Metazoa; Chordata; Mammalia; Rodentia; Chinchillidae
Gene: Pdcd6
Product: programmed cell death 6
Exons: 6
Coding region: 91-660 (189 amino acids)
Molecular function (GO): calcium ion binding
Source: RefSeq, a predicted model, not a curated record
UGUCCCCGGAAGUGGCGUGGGCGCCAGGUCCUAGCAAAGGCGGAAGCAGAGCCGCUCCACCAUAGUCUUUUCUUCGCCGGUUCGCUGCCCAUGGCCGCCUACUCCUACCGCCCGGGCCCGGGCCCGGGCCCUGCUGCGGGCGCUGCGCUGCCGGACCAGAGCUUCCUGUGGAACGUCUUUCAGCGGGUUGAUAAAGACAGGAGUGGGGUGAUAUCAGACAACGAGCUUCAGCAAGCAUUGUCCAAUGGCACAUGGACUCCAUUUAAUCCAGUGACUGUGAGGUCAAUCAUUUCUAUGUUUGACCGAGAGAACAAAGCUGGCGUCAACUUCAGCGAGUUUACAGGUGUGUGGAAGUACAUCACGGAUUGGCAGAACGUCUUCCGUACCUACGACAGGGACAACUCGGGGAUGAUCGACAAGAACGAGCUCAAGCAAGCACUCUCAGGUUUUGGCUACCGGCUCUCUGACCAGUUCCAUGACAUCCUCAUCCGCAAGUUUGACAGACAAGGACGAGGGCAGAUUGCCUUUGAUGACUUCAUACAGGGCUGCAUAGUCCUGCAGAGGCUGACAGACAUAUUCAGACGCUACGACACAGAUCAGGAUGGCUGGAUCCAGGUAUCUUAUGAGCAGUAUCUCUCCAUGGUCUUCAGCAUCGUAUAAUGCAGGCCUCACGAACAGCAGCAUCAUGUACAAGAAGAUGGAAAAUGCCAAAUCCCUUACCUGUCAUGAAGUGGGACACAGACAGUUAGAUGCUGUUAUUCCUCAGGCUCUGUAAUUGAUAACUUGGGGACCAGCUGUACAUAUGUGAGUAACUGAUGAGUGCUCUUGCGUUGUCAUAGUAACUGCAUUGCUGUUGUAACAGACCUUGGGCUGUGGCUCAUUGUGCCAUGCGGCAAGAUGCAGUCAAGGCUCAGAUUUCUGCUUGGGAAAAUGCACUCCGUGCUUUUUUAGACAUCUUCAGUUCUGCAGUGGAAAUGCUUUUAUUAGCCAAUAGGAUUUAAAAAUAAUACAGAACUUGCACAGAGGCUUUUCAUGUGCCUUACUUUUUUAAAAAAAAAGAUUAUCAUGUUCCCUGAAAUAUGUAACAUGAGCAAUAAAGCGGUGGUACAGACUUG